Stegastes partitus (bicolor damselfish) is the source of this 1841-nucleotide messenger RNA. RefSeq lists its product as uncharacterized. The transcript is spliced from 9 exons. Lineage: Eukaryota; Metazoa; Chordata; Actinopteri; Pomacentridae. The coding region runs from base 238 to 1593 and encodes 451 amino acids. The record is from RefSeq and is a predicted model, not a curated record.
CCAAUAGAGCAACACACGAACUCGGUCCGAUCACUAACAGGAAGUUGCAGUCGCUUCUUUGCAGUGAUCAUAAAAAAAUAUUUGACGUAUAGUUUGAGCUCGAUGUCUAGAUUCCUGCCUGAGUAGCGUCGGUUUCUGGUGGAUCCAUCGGGAGGGUUACUCUCACUUCAGGCACCUUCACAACAUCUUGGUUAGAAGUGACGGGAACAACAGGACAACCCGUGCGCUCUGUGGAACAUGUUGCUGCUGCUUCUGACAGUUUUCACUUUCUUCUUCGGUUCAUCUGCUGUUCAGCAUGAAGCCUGUUAUGGAAAGAGCUUUUCGAUACCACUUGGCUUUGGCCCACCUUUAUAUGACGGACCGUUGAUCUUGGAGCCCAGUCGAAGGGGAUCCACAAGAACAGUGAUGGAUAAAGGGAUGUCAAUGGAACCGCGCCUCAAAGUUUCGAUUUACUCAGCUACUUUGACAGAUCUGAACAAAGGAGAUGAGGGAACUUAUUCCAAGUUAUCUGAUCCGCAGAGACAGUCUUGGAGUUUCAAGCUGAAGGUUUUGGAUUGUGCUGAUGAGGUAAAAAAAAAAUAUGGGGAAUUUUGGACCCUAUCUUUUCCCAGAGGGGCGGCAUUAUUUGAGUUCACGCCCCCUAACAGUGUGGACCCACCAGUGGUCCUGUGGAAUCGCUCAAACCCUCUGGUCAAAAGUGGAAACAGAGGACGGGUGUCUGGAAAUUCCUGGCAAGUGUCGAACGUUGCACAGUCAGAAAAUGGCUUCUACAACAUUAGGAAGAAAGACAACACUUUGCUGUCCAGGAUCCAUCUCACUGUAAAAGAAAACAUCAGACACUAUCAUAAAGUGGUGGACAAAAACGUGAUCUUUGAAUAUCCGUGGGACAACGGCGCAUGGUUUGUGACUUUCCAGCCUGCAGGGGAAUUUAGCAAAAUAACACUGAUCAAGAAUGGCAGUGAGCAUACAGAAGACCGGUUCAGGUGGAGAUUGGAUACAUCAAGUGAAGGCCCAAAAAUCUAUUCUUUGGAAAGCAGAAACUCUGGCACCUAUGAGUUCACAGACAAGGAAGGCAACCUGGCCUUGGUUGCACACCUGGUGGUGCGAGAAAAAGAAGACUAUGAUUCUGGCGAUCCUCCUCCCACACAAAUUUUAAUUUACAUUGGCAUAGCUGCCUUGUUGGCAGUUUUCUGCUGUUGCUGCUUCUGUUGUAAAAAGAAGUGCUGUAAAAAAGACAAGUCUGCUCCUCAGACUGCAGCAGCACCUGCCGUGUCUUAUCAUGAUGAGAGUCAACCUGUAGGCCCAAGUUACUCAGCUGUACCGUCUUCUUCAUUUGUCUCUCAUCAACCCACAGCUGCCCCUCGUGAGCGACAGGUGUACUACCAGCCAACGGCCGUCCUUGUAACACCCUCUCCGCUGCAGGUUGCUCCUCCAGGAGGAUCUGCUCCAGCUCCCUCAGCCGCCUCAGACUUUCUCUCCUUGGACUCAGAUCCUCGGUUUGAGCUGAAAGGACUGACUUCCUCUACUCUACCCCUUAGCUCAGACACAACUCUCUGCAGCGUUUACACCUCAGAGAAACUAAACUUUAUGUAAAGAGCACGCUGAAAAUUCAAGUGAGUCAGAGUUGAUUCGUCUUUUUCAGAUCUAGAUUGUACUGUGUAAUAUUCACACAUUAUUUUUUAGGUCUUUGCUAGUAAGUUGUGGUGAUAGAUCCAUAGGACAGGAGCCGUUAUUCACACGAUGUUGGCACAUGGCCAGACCCCCCAGUAGUGUUUUAUGUCUUCUUUCUUUGAAAGAAAAAUGCAUUGCGAAUGAACUGUGCAGUAUUAAGUGUUUUUUUU